AUGGAGAGUGAAUUGAUAGAGAAUCUUUUGCGAGCAAAAGGCUUAUGGAGUUUGAUUGUUGAGGGCUACACUGUACCAGCAGAAGCAGUUGAGGUAACUGCUGACCAGCAAAAACAAUUGGAGGAUCUCAAGUUAAAGGAUUAUCAGGUGAAGCACUACCUAUUCCAAGCGAUUGAUCGGACAGUAUUUGAACAGAUCUUGGAUCGUCGAACAUCCAAUAUUGUUUGGGAUUCAAUGAAGAGGAAGUUUAGAGAAAAUGAGAGGGUGAAGCGAUCUCUUCUCAAUACUCUGAGGCGAGAAUUCGAGGUCCUUGCCAUGAAGACGGACGAGAAAAUUGACGAUUACUUUGCAAGAGUAAUGACAAUUUCAAACAAAAUGAGGAGCAAUGGGGAAGACAUGCCAGAUUCAAAGAUCGUUGAGAAGAUCCUUCGAACACUGACAGAAAAAUUCACAUAUGUAGUGGUUUCUAUUGAGAAAUCCAGAGACACCGGAAGUAUGUCUAUCGAUGAGUUGCAAAGCUCUUUGGCUGUUUAUGAGCAAAAAUUUAGGAGAACCAGUUAUGAAGAGGAAGAUCAAGCUCUCAAUGUUCGAGGAAGAAGUAGAGGUUCCUACAGAGGCAGAGGUAGGGGUAGAGGGCGAUCAUUCACAAGGCAUCAGUCGAGUGCUAUAAAUGUCACAGCCUAG
Molecule: messenger RNA, 684 nt
Organism: Ricinus communis (castor bean)
Lineage: Eukaryota; Viridiplantae; Streptophyta; Magnoliopsida; Malpighiales; Euphorbiaceae
Exons: 2
Coding region: 1-684 (227 amino acids)
Source: RefSeq, a predicted model, not a curated record